Messenger RNA from Salvelinus namaycush (lake trout), 5673 nucleotides. RefSeq names its product Ecm29 proteasome adaptor and scaffold (gene ecpas). The coding region runs from base 33 to 5588 and encodes 1851 amino acids. Lineage: Eukaryota; Metazoa; Chordata; Actinopteri; Salmoniformes; Salmonidae. The record is from RefSeq and is a predicted model, not a curated record. Gene Ontology annotation, cellular component: cytoplasm; nucleus. Gene Ontology annotation, biological process: proteasome assembly. The transcript has 46 exons. Gene Ontology annotation, molecular function: molecular adaptor activity.
CAGGGUGAGAGAGAGAACACCGAUGACUUUCUAUGAACAUGGCCGCUCAAGAUGAACUCAAUCAACUGGAGAGAGUUUUCUUGCGUUUGGGCCAUGCCGAGACAGAUGACCAACUCCAGGACAUCAUAUCCAAGUUCCUGCCCCCGGUCCUCCUCAAACUGUCCAGCGUGCAGGAGGGAGUCAGGAAGAAAGUGAUGGAGCUACUGGUCCACCUGAACAAGAGGAUUAAGAGCAGACCUUUGAUCCAGCUACCAGUAGAGACUCUCCUGGUUCAGUACCAGGACCCUGCUGCAGCAUCCUUUGUUACGAAUUUCACCAUCAUUUACAUCAAGAUGGGUUACCCUCGACUGGAGGUGGGGAAACAGUGUGAGCUGGCACCAACCCUGCUGACUGCUAUGGAGGGCAAGCCUGAGCCCCAACAGGAUAGCUUGAUGCAUCUGCUGAUCCCAUCCUUGUAUCACAUGAAGUACCCAAAGGACUCCUCCAACACUUCCAAGGUGGCCUCUCCCUUCAUCCUGAUGGAGAAACCCAAGACGGUUCAGUUACUGCUGGAGUUCAUGCUGGACGUACUGCUGAUGCCCUACGGGUUUGUCCUGAACGAGCCUCCCACUCGUCCAGCUCCCUCUUCCCCUCAGGGUAGCGCUGGGGCAGCGGCGGCCGGACAGGGCCUCCCCCAGCCUCCUCCAGGGAUGAGCGUCUACGCUGCCAAGAGGGUCAUCGGAGAGGCCCAGUGGAGCCCAGAGCAGCUGGAACAGUGUAAGCUAGGCAUAGUGAAGUUCAUCGAGGCAGAACAGGUACCGGAGGUGGAGACGGUGAUACACCUGGUGGUCGCCUCUAGCGACACGAGACACGGCGUUGCCACGGCCGCAGACCUGGAGCUCAAGAGCAAGCAGAGUAUUAUCGACUGGAACAACCCCCUGAUCGUCAACAAGAUGUACAAGGUCUACCUGGGAGACAUCCCGCUCAAAACUAAGGGGGCCAGUCUGAAGAGGGAGCUGAAACAUGAGCCGGUCAGCACCAGAGUCAAGAUGAAGAUCCUACCACAUCUCUUACGCUCACGCCUCGCCGCUGAGUGCUUCCCCGCUAACAUACAGGUGGUGUACGACGGUCUGUUUGGAGCCAACACCAACAACAAGCUGCUCUCUCUCACACUUCAGUUUGUCCACCACAUCUGUCAGGUAUGCCCUGAUACCAACAAGCCACUGGGUCUGAUGCUGCUGAAUGGCCUCACCAAGCUCAUCAAUGAGUACAAGGAGGAUCCUAAGUUGCUGUGUAUGGCCUACUCUGCUGUGGGGAAACUCGCCAGCCGGAUGCCCCAACUCUUCACCAAAGAUAUUGCACUGGUCCAGCAGUUCUUUGAGGCCAUGUGCAAGGAGGAGCCUGACGUCCGUCUAGCCAUCCAGGAGGCUCUGUCUAUGAUGGUGGGAGCCUACGCUAACCUGCAGGGGGCGCUACUGAACCUGAUGGAAGCUCUGGUGGCAGCUUACAUGGGCAAGCCUGAGGUGCAGGUGCGUCAGGUGGCAAUGAAGUACGCCAGCACGGUAUUCGCUCCUGAUCACGUACCCUCCAGAUACUUGCUCCUAUUGGCUGCCGGGGACCCGAGAGAAGAGGUGUGCAGCGAGGCCCAGCGUGUCCUGAGGGCUCUGCCUGCUAAGAACUCGGAGAAAGAGGGCCGUAAACCCAUGCCCUCCUUCCCUGACAUGGUGGCCUACAUCCAGGAGAAGGCUGCUCAGAGGAUGAAGACACCAGCUAAGUACAUCGUGGGGACGUACACUCUACCCUUCAACCCUUCUGCAUUUGGCGAGAUCGUGCUGUACCUGCGGAUGUGUCUGGCCCACAGUGCCGGGGCCACGCCCGUCUCUAAGAGCCUGGCGGACAUGCAGGACGACGCGCCUGCCAUCGGACGCUACAUAAACACCCUGCUCUCCAACGACCCCCUGACCUCCCCGUCCUCCACUGGAACCAAGGGGGCGGAGGUCAACCCUGUACAGGUCUACAUGGAGCUACUGCAGCAGCUGCUGUCUGCUGUAGGAGGAGUCCCUGUGAUGUACUGUCUUCUGGAGGUGGUGUCUGUCUGUCCUCACAACCUGGCCCCCAAGUUUAUCCACAAGAUCGACUGGAUCAAGAGUCUAAUGAACACCAACAAGGAGGACCUAAGAGAGCUAGCAGCUCAGCUCUACGCUGUGGUGGUGUCCACCAUGUCAGGAAACGAGCUGAAGACUGCCGUUCAGACGCUCAUCAAGAUCACUAAAGAUACGCACAGCCCUGAGACCCAGCACGGAGCCAUCAUGGCGCUGGGCUACAUGGUGGCCAGGUACAUGAGCAAGAGGAAGUCCUUCGCUAACGGAGACUCCGCCCUCAACCGGGAACAGAGGAUGAACGACACGCCCAAGGAGGAUGAGGAGCUGGUCGCUAUAGCAACCAAAGCCAUCGGCUCUUUCCUAGACAGUGGUUCCCCCCUGCUGGCGGUCGCUGCCUGUACGGCCCUGGGGGAGAUCGGGAGGAACGGGACUCUGCUCAUCCCUUCAGAAGGAGAGGGAUUCACCAAACUAGCCAUGGUGGAGAACAUGCUGGCUCGCAUCCCCUCUGGGAAAGAGACCCUCAAGAUGAAGGAGAGGGCCAUCCAGACUCUGGGUUAUCUACCAGUGGGGGACGGAGACUUUGCCCACCAGAAGAAGCUGCUGCAGGGGCUCAUGGACUCUGUGGAGGCUAAACAGGUAGAACUACAGUUUACAGUAGGUGAGGCCAUCACCAGUGCUGCUAUAGGGACCAGUUCUGGAGCUGCCAGGGACCCAUGGACCUGUACUGAGGAACAAUACAGUCCCCCAGACAAUGUGCAGAGUAACGAUGUGGUGCCUUGGGUGCUGAACUCCAUCCUGGCUAAGUACAUCCCAAGUCAAAACCCCCACGUCAGACAGGCUGCCUGUAUAUGGCUGCUCUCUCUGGUCAAGAAGCUGCACCAACACAAAGAGAUCAGGUCUCACCUGAAGGAGAUCCAGACGGCCUUCAUCUCCAUCCUGUCAGACCCUGACGAGUUGAGUCAGGACGUGGCGUCUAAAGGUCUUGGUCUAGUCUAUGAGAUGGGAGGAGAGGGAGACCAGCAGGAACUGGUGUCUACACUGGUCGAAACACUGAUGACUGGCAAGAGGGUGAAGCACGCCGUGUCGGAGGACACCGAGGUUUUCCAGGGGGAAGCUCUGGGGAAAGCCCCCGACGGACACGGACUCUCCACCUACAAGGAGCUGUGCUCAUUGGCCAGUGACCUCAACCAACCGGAUCUGGUCUACAAGUUCAUGAACCUAGCCAAUCACCACGCCAUGUGGAAUUCCCGCAAGGGAGCAGCGUUUGGGUUCAACAUCAUAGCAGCGAAGGCAGGAGAGCAGCUCGCCCCCUACCUGCCCCAGCUGGUACCACGUCUGUACCGAUACCAGUUUGACCCCAACCUGGGCAUCAGGACCGCCAUGACCUCCAUCUGGGAUGCUCUGGUCACUGACAAGAACAUGGUGGAUAAGUAUCUGAAGGAGAUCCUCCAGGAUGUGAUAUCUAACCUGACCAAUAACAUCUGGAGGGCCCGAGAGUCCGCCUGCCUGGCUCUCAACGACCUCAUCAGAGGACGCAACGCUGACGAUCUCAUCGACCACCUGGAGGAGAUCUGGGAGACCCUGUUCAGGGUUCUGGACGACAUCAAGGAAUCUGUCAGGAAGGCAGCUGAUAUAACACUCAAAACACUGAGUAAGGUGUGUACUAGGAUGUGUGAGUCGUCAGGUUUAGCAGCCCAGAGGACUGUAGCUGUUCUGUUACCAACCCUCCUGGAUAAAGGCAUCGUCAGCAACGUGCCUGAGGUCCGCUCUCUCAGUAUCCAGACCCUGGUGAAGGUGUCGAAGACAGCUGGUAACAGGUUGAAGCCUCACGCCCCUCGUCUGAUCCCAGCCCUCCUAGAGGCCCUCAGUGUCCUGGAGCCACAGGUCCUCAACUACCUCAGCCUCCGAGCCACGGAGCAGGAGAAGAGUGCCAUGGAUGCAGCCAGACUCAGUGCUGCCAAGUCCUCCCCCAUGAUGGAGACCAUCAACAUGUGUCUGCAGCACCUGGACGUGUCUGUUCUGGGGGAGCUGGUCCCCAGACUCUGUGAUCUGCUGAAGAGUGGAGUGGGUCUGGGCACCAAGGGCGGUUGUGCCAGUGUGAUCGUGUCCCUCACCGUCCAGUGUCCCCAGGACCUCACCCCCUACUCAGGUAAACUGAUGAGUGCCCUACUGAAUGGAAUCCAUGACCGUAGCAGUGUUGUCCAGAAAGCAUUCUCCUUCGCUCUGGGACAUCUAGUCAGGACAGCGAAGGACAGCAGUGUAGAGAAACUCUUACUGAAACUCACCACCUGGUACAUGGAGAAAGAGGAGCCGGUGUACAGGUCGUCGUGUGCCCUGACGGUCCACGCUAUCAGCCACUACAGCCCUGAUGUCCUAAAGGGGCACGCAGUGGUAGCUCUACCUCUAGCCUUCCUGGGUAUGCACCAGGCGCCGGGACCGGACGAGGAGAAGGGAGAGAGCCAUGACGCCACGCUGUGGAACGAAGUCUGGCAGGAACACGUACCAGGAAGCUUCGGGGGCAUCCGUCUCUACAUGACGGAGCUGAUCGACAUUACCCAGAAGGCCUUGCAGUCCCAGUCGUGGAAGAUGAAGGCUCAGGGCGCGGCUGCCAUGGCGUCCAUCGCUAAGCAACAGACGGGUUCUCUGGUCGCCCCUCACCUGGGUAUGGUGCUGUCCGCUCUACUGCAGGGACUGGUUGGACGCACCUGGACUGGAAAGGAGGAGCUGUUGAACGCCAUCGGCUCUGUGGUGUCAAAGUGCAGUGGUGAGCUCCAGAAGUCAUCCCCGGGCCAGCCCAGUGUACCAGAGGUGAUAGAUCUGGUGUUGAAGGAGUGUCGUAAAGACAACCUGGUCUACAAGAUGGCUGCCCUGGGCUGUGCUGCCGACGUCCUGCAGGCCACACAGGAAGACCGCUUCAGUGAUAUGGCAGACAUACUCAUACCACUCAUUAAGAAGAACUCUGCAGCAACUUCCAGGUUGAGACGUGACAGUGAUGACGAUCGGGAUGAGAAGGAGAAGGAGCUGCAGACUGAAGCUCUACUCUGUGCCUUCCAGACGCUGGGCAAGACCUGGCCCAACAACACACAAACCCAGGAGCGUUUCCAGUUGGACCUGUGCUGUCUGAUGUGUGAGAGGUUGAAGCUCAGUACGUGGAGGGUCCAGGUGGGGGUACUACAGUCUAUGAAGGCGUACUUCCAGGGGUUGCUGCUGUUGGAGAACGCGAAAGACAACCAGAACUUCACAGCCUUGUCCCUUAUCCUCACAGAGACAUGCAGCGCUCUCACCCACCCACUAGAGAAUAAGAGUUACUCCUCUGUGAGGACCGAAGCGUUGUCUGUUGUGGAACUACUGGUGAAGAGGACCGGAGAGAGCGGUCAGUGGGAGUGUGUAUCGGGGAAGAGUCGCGAGCAGCUGCAACGUUCACUGUCCACCCUGCAGACAGACAGCAGACCUGACCUACGAGACAAGGCCCAGGAACUACGGAGGACCAUCCAGAGUCAACCCUGAACACACACACACACCUAGUCAGCCCUGAACACACACACACACACACACACCUAGUCAGCCCUGAACACACACACACACACCUAGU